Messenger RNA from Actinia tenebrosa (Australian red waratah sea anemone), 3704 nucleotides. RefSeq lists its product as uncharacterized. Gene Ontology annotation, molecular function: protein binding; ATP hydrolysis activity. The record is from RefSeq and is a predicted model, not a curated record. Lineage: Eukaryota; Metazoa; Cnidaria; Anthozoa; Actiniaria; Actiniidae.
AUUUCAGUGAAUAUGAAGUGCAGCCUUUAACCAAGGAAGCCUCCAGGCAGAUGAUGAGUUGGAGACUAAAUGAUGAGACCAGUGAUGACCAGGAUAUUAAAGCACUGGUUGAAAUUGUUGUUCUUUGUCGCAGUAUACCCUACCUACUUAAGGGAGCAGAGCAAUUGCAGCGGCAAAAUUACUCCAAACCUUCAAAAGUGCUGGAGAAAUUGAAUGCUCUGAAAAGCAAGGGGGUACCAGAUAAGUAUGUUUGUAUUAGUUUACAGUUUGAUUCUCUACCAAGUGAUCCGCUGAAACAAGUUGCUGUAAAGAUUUCUCUUCUCCAACGGCCUUUCUCUGUGUCCACUGCAAUGGAAAUCGCUGAAUCCUCCUCAAAUAGUUAUGAUGCAGAGCUUGACCUUGAAAUGUUAGCAACACACAAAAUCCUUACAGCAGAAAAUGUUUAUGGAGAGAGGAAGUAUGACUUUCAUGCACUCUUCAGAGAGUUUGUUACUUCGUAUCUGUGUAAUAAAGACCCGGUCUACAAACAUGCGUACGAGAAAGCAGAAAAUCAGUUUGCCGAACACUUUUCCAAGAUAUUUACUCAACUUGCAAAGAAUUUARAUAAMGAUUUUGUUGGUACAUACAAAGAGCUUGAAGAAGACAAAGCCAAUCUCGAAUUAUUCAUUGACCUUGCGACCCGGAAGGAAACUCUUGACUUGAUUCUUCAAUCUGAAGAUGUUAAGAAGACAGGAAGUGUGGCUAUGCUGUUUGAGGCAUUCAAGAGUACUAAAGAAAGAAGAAAGCUUUUUGGUGAAUGGGCAAAGAUUAUGGAAAAGAAAGGAAGCUGGUUAUCUAGUGCCAAUUUUAGAUGUUGGGAGUCUAUCCAGUUGUCUGACAUGGAGGGAACACAAAGUGCUUGUGAAGCACUAAAAAGAGCUGAAAUGUCGCUAGCAAAAGCCAUGUUAAUGCUCAAGCCUGAGAAGCUGAAGGCUGCAAAAGGAUUGUGCAAGUACUGCAGUGGUCGAAUAAAGUUCAUAAGCAGUGCAAACCUGAUAGACGAAUCGGGUAAAGUUGAAAAGGAGCGGCUUCUCGGACAAGCUCUAUGCGAUUUAAAACAGUCACUUGCCAUACACAAGGAGGUGUACGGUUAUCAUACCCUUACUGCAAGGACAUUAAAUCUUAUUGGAGAUUGCUACAUGGAAUGUGGUAAGCCAAAAGAGGCAUUGACGUUUUACCAGGAAGCCAUGGACAUGAAAGUCAAACUUGUUGGUGAUGAGAAACAUUUCGAUAUACCAACAUACUACWAUCAGCUAUCACAGGUCUACGAAGCACUUGGUAAGGAAGAAACGUCUUGGAGUGCGACUUAUGAGAAUUAUGAAAAGGCUGCUCAAUACUUGGAGAAAGCAUUAAGUCUGCAAGARGAACUUGGAGUAAAUGACACAGUCCACACAGCAACGUUCCAAAGAAACUUUGCAAACAUUCUUAUCGUACUUGAAAAGUAUGACCAGGCCCUUGUGUUUUCGGGGAAAUCGUUCAAAAUACGAAACGCGCUCCUUGGUAAGCACCCAGAGACCGUGAGGAUUCUGUACCUGAUUGGGGUCAUUCAUGAACUUAAAGGUGACUAUGAAGCAGCUCUAGGMAGUUAUGAAGAGGCUUUUGUAAUGGAGGAGUCUUUACCUGAAGACAACCACAGUGUUGUAAGAAAAAGAAUUUGUGAUAAACUUAAAGGAAUGUGUGAGGACCUGGACGAGAAAGGCAAACUGGAAGAGUAUGGACCAAAAAUGGAGAAAAUUCGCAAGAAGACGGACGCCGAUGCUGGAAAGAACCCUGAUGCUGAUGCUGAUACUGAUGCUGAUGCUGAAGCGGGAGAGGGGACAGACGUAAUAACACUAGACGACAAAGGAGGAUACUAUGAUUUCUCAAGCGAYUUCUUUUUUCUUGAAGUUCCACGCAAUGCCGUGAACACACCAGUUAAAGUCAAGUACAAAGUUGACCCUUGUCGCUGUCAACCGCCCAUGGCAGGAGUUCAGAUCAGUAAACUGACUAUCUUAGCGGUUGUAACCAGACUCAUCACAGAUCGAUUCCAAGUCACACCCAAAGGAUGUGUUGUCAGGUCUUCAGUAUGGGAUGAUGUCGCGAUUGAGUUCCCUCAAGGAGCUGUAGACAAGACCGUAGAAGGGACAUUGAAAUUGUUACUAAUGACACAGAGGAAGUACCUUGAAAACGAUGAGUAUGGAUAUCCGUGCCCAAUAUUAUUGGUGGAUGGUUUUGAAGGUGUUGGUCUCCAAAAAACCGUCACCAUAAGGAUGCCACACCCUUGUCCCGUGAAAUGUCCUGUGGAAUUUGUUCGUGUUGGACUUUUCAAAGCGAAAGAUGAGCAUAGACGGCCUGUUAGUAUGUUGAAGGCUCUCAAAGUGACCCUAGCUUGUGUUGCUAACCACGAUGAAAGACACAUGAGAGAGAUGAAAGAAUCUCAUGAAGWGCUGGCUAUUGCRACCUCGGUGAGUCCACUGCGACAAGGUGACAAAGCCUUGGUCAAGGUAGGAGGAGACUUUAAGGAAAAAUACCAAAGGAACGAGCAGGAAAAAGUCAUUCUUGUGUUUUUAAAAGACGAAAAGUUUGUCGCAGAGAUAAAUGUCUGUCGGAGAAAAGAAGACAUUCAGAAUGAAAACGACAGGGAUAGAGAACUUAUUGUUUCACUUUACAAAGAAAUUGACAAUUCCUUUUUGUGCCAACUUUCUACUGGUGAAACAGAAGGCACGAGGCAGACUUUAACUUCUUCUGAAGGCGUAGAGUUUAUUAAAAAGGAGCUUGGUCUUUGGUCAGGUGAUAAUAUUGAUGACUUUUUUGGUAAAUAUGAAAAUUUUGCCUUGGAUCAACCACAACAUCSAGUGUCUGUUUCCGAAUUGGAAGAAACUAUCCGUAAACUUAAACUUUCCAUUGGUGCAAUAAUUGCUACGAAUAUUAGUAAUGUGCCAGAGGUUGAAGCAACGUGUUUCAGAAUCGGAACCAARUACGUUAUUACCAACAAGCAUGUCAUUAAUGAAAUACGCAAGUUGCGUAUCCCAUUGAGUAGGUGUCAUGUUGACUUCAACUAUAAAGAAGAACAACAAGRCURUUGUGCUCRUYUSGCCKCACSURACCCUGUGUUGGUCUCCUCUGAUGAGCUGGACUAUGYCAUUCUCGAGUUGYGUUCAAAUGAUGGUGAGGRUKUUCCUCCGAGUGUGACUGAGUUAGGAUUUAAUAUCGCCCCACCUGGUCGUCAGCUUAGAGGUGGAGAAUGUUUAACGUUAAUUGGGCACCCUGGAGGACUUAAAAAGCAAAUAGAUGUCUCGUGUCCAAUCGUGCUACAACAAGAUAUUCGAAAACAUCUAAAUAACAAAAAUUUGUAUUGCAUGAUUCAAAAGGCCUACGAUCAUCCAGAUUGUGCUACCUACGAUGUAAGCACGUUUUUCAAUGGGUCUUCUGGAUCUCCUGGGAUUUUGAUGCAGAAAAAGCUAUUGGUGGUUCUCCACAGCGGUGGGAUUCCUSUUCAGGGAACCAAUAAGUCUCAUGUAUUAGAAUAUGGCACUUUGAUUUCGUCCGUUGUCAGAGAUGUUAUGCAUAAGAUUGAUAAUGGUACAAUUCAAAACGUGACUCAUGGACUGGAUGACAUUUUUGGUGGUUCGACUUCCUCAAUAUUUGACCAGUGCUCAGCGCCAAUGGACAUUGAUCAAGAUUAA